Molecule: messenger RNA, 453 nt
Organism: Ogataea philodendri
Lineage: Eukaryota; Fungi; Ascomycota; Pichiomycetes; Pichiales; Pichiaceae
Exons: 1
Coding region: 1-453 (150 amino acids)
Source: RefSeq, a predicted model, not a curated record
AUGCAGUCUGUUUUUGUAGGAAGCCCCGCUGGCUGGACCGUCGUGAUCGUCUUUAUCUUUUCGGUCGGUAUGGAACAGAGCAGAGCUCUUUUUUCGGCGACGAACGUGUCGCAGACCACGACCUUCAGCAACCUGUUCGGUAGCCUUCUGCAGCUUCAAAAUAGGUCGCACACCGUAAUGAGCAAGCGGGAAGGUGACACAACACAUGAAUGCAGCUAUUCCGAUACAAACUCCAACAAUCAGUUUAGUGAGCUUGACGGUUGGCUCCAUAAACUUUCCUCGACUCUGUUCGACCGAAAUGACCCAGUCAACAAACGCAAGACCGGCCGUGGCAUAUCCAACGGAAACUCGCUCUCCGAAUGGAUUUCUAAGGUCGGUAUAAUGGCCCUGGUCCUGGUCGUCUCGGAACACAUCUUGUGCCGGGGCAUAAUCGCUCAAAUUGUAUGUUUCUGA